AUGCCAUCUGGAAAAUCACAAAUAUCUCUCUCAUCGGCUCCACCGCUUAAGACCCUUACUCCACGCCCUGAUAUCUCACAACUAGAAAAUUUUGCCAUGAGUGCUAUGGCACCAAGCAUGGCAGUUGUUUUUACUUUACCAUUUGAUACGAUUAAAGUCAGAAUGCAACUUCAAGGAGAAGUUAAAUUUUUAAAGGAUUCGACUGGCAAGACAAUUCGAGUUGUUGCUGAAAAGGUUUACAAAAACAGUUUCGAUUGUUUACGAAAAACCUACAAAUUCGAAGGUUUACGAGGUCUGGAAAAAGGACUUGUGCCUUCUAUCUUAAAAGAGUGUUCGAAGAACGUCUUUCGCCUGGGACUUUAUGAUCCAAUUCUCGCUGUAAUUCAUCCAACUGAUGAUUCUACUUCAUCAUCUUCUGCACCCGCUUGGAAACGAAUGUUUGCGGGUGGUUUAUGUGGAGCAUUGGGUGCGGUAUCGGCGAAUCCCUUUGAAUUAGUAAAAACACGAUUACAAAGUACAGCGGCUGUUGCUAUUGCAGUUGGAAAUCAAUAUGGAUAUACAUCGGUGACUUCCGCAUUACGACGUAUAAUGCACGAGGAAGGCGGUAUAAAAGGUCUUUACCGUGGAUCAAUGAUAUCUGUUGGGCGAGGGAUACUGGGAAGUGCGGCAAAUUUAUCGUCCUAUACUAUGUUAAAGGAUUAUGCCAAACGUGAAGGAUAUUCCGAUGGCAUUCCACUUGACAUGGCAUGUAGCUUGAUAAGCGCAUUUGUCAGUGUAAUUUUUAUGAAUCCUUUGGAUGUUGUUCGAACGCGUUUAUAUAACACAUCAUCAAUCACAUCGAAUCAAUCCUUACUUUCUACCACUGGAAUUAUCAUCAAGAAUGAAAGAUGGACAGCUUUAUAUCGAGGAUUUUGGACUCAUUUUAUGCGAAUUGGGCCACAUUUUUGUUUGACUUUUGUUUUCCUAGAACAAUUAAAGCGAGGAGUUAGGCAACUCCGUCUGGAAGAGUAUCAACGCCAACUUCAAACAUAUCACAAAGCAACCACUGAUCUUAAGAUGUAA
Messenger RNA from Scutellospora calospora, 1062 nucleotides. Lineage: Eukaryota; Fungi; Glomeromycota; Glomeromycetes; Diversisporales; Gigasporaceae. The record is from the annotation of a GenBank genome assembly.